UGUCUUUUAAAUGAUACAUUUUGGAUGUUCCCCUCUGUUUUAUAAGGUAGACUAAAACAAGGAAAAAGACUGAGUAGAGAAAGCGAACAGACUCAGACCUGCUUCAAACGGCCUUUCCACUUUCUCUUUUAAUCUAUUUUGUUCUUUCUCCCAAUUCCCUGUUUUUAGAGUAUCAUUACCCGAGGAGCCCCCCAGCGCCCCUCCUCAGACAGUGAUAGCCAGUGGCCGGACAAACCAGUCCAUCAUGAUCCAGUGGCAACCUCCCCCCGAGAGCCACCAAAAUGGUCCGCUUCAAGGCUAUAUCAUCAGGUACUGUCUGUCUGGUUUACCGGUGGACUGUCAGAUGAAAAACAUCACCAACCCAGACCAAACGAAUCUCCUGCUGGAGGACCUCAUCAUUUGGACCAACUAUGAGAUUGAGGUGGCUGCUUAUAACGGGGCGGGCCAGGGCGUCUACAGCCCCAAAGUCACAGAAUGGACCCUGCAAGGCGUGCCCACGGUCCCACCAGGGAACGUCCAGGCCGAGGCUGUCAACUCCACCACAGUCCGUUUCACAUGGAGUGCUCCAAGCCCACAGUUCAUCAACGGAAUCAACCAGGGAUACAAGCUGUUGGCAUGGGAACCAAGCCACGAGGAAGAUGUUACCUUGGUUACUGUGAGACCCAAUUUUCAGGACAGCGUUCAUGUAGGCUACAUCGCCGGACUGAAGAAGUUCACGGAGUACUUCACCUGCGUGUUGUGCUUCACUACACCUGGAGAUGGCCCUCGUAGCACUCCGCUGCGCGUACGCACCCACGAAGACACUCCUGGACCCGUAGGUCACCUGAGCUUCACAGAAAUCCUGGACACAUCUCUCAAAGUCAGCUGGAAAGACCCGCCGGAGAAGAACGGCCUCCUCACCGGGUAUCGCAUUUCCUGGGAGGAAUUCAACAGAACAAACACUCGCGUCACGCAUUACCUGCCCAACAUCACACAGGAGUACCGGGUCACCGGACUGACGGCGCUCACUACCUACACCAUUCAGGUGGCCGGUAAUGACCUCCAAGGUCAAGGUCACUGUCGUCCUCCACCAUUUCCUCUGGUGUGCCCCCCAGCCAUCUCUUAG
This is a messenger RNA of Carassius auratus (goldfish), 1105 nucleotides long. RefSeq names its product protein sidekick-2-like. Bases 245 to 1105 code for a protein of 286 amino acids. The transcript has 7 exons. Gene Ontology annotation, biological process: cell-cell adhesion. Lineage: Eukaryota; Metazoa; Chordata; Actinopteri; Cypriniformes; Cyprinidae. The record is from RefSeq and is a predicted model, not a curated record. Gene Ontology annotation, molecular function: protein binding.